UCUGAAGAGAGAAAAGCAUAGUGGAAAGCAGAGACCAAUUGGGAAGAUAACCUUCUCCGUCUUACAAAACGUGAUUCGUCGGUGGAGCUGAGGUCACAUGACUAGUCAGUACCGCGCGCACUGAUGAACUAGUUUUCAUAGUUAUUAAAUCAGGGGGGGGAGGGAGGAAAGCAUUUUGAGUAACGGUCGAUAGCUGAUCGAUUGAUAUGUCGAUUCAAUCUCAAAUAUUUCUCGCUGCCAAAACUUCUUGAAGCAAAACCAAGGACGGAGGCGCUGCUUGAGCACACAUCCAUCUAGAGACCCUUCGGAUCAGUGCUAGAUACUCAUCUGGCUCACGUCUGGUCUGGUUACAGUAUGAGGAGCAAUGAGAAGUCACCAAACUGUUAUAAGACGGUAUUGAAGGAAGCCCAAGCAUAGCCAUGGGAUUCUCAUCUAGCCUGCAAGGGCAAGCUUCCCAUGAGGCGCUUCUAGGUAGACAGGAUGCUGAAAUUAAACUGCUCGAUACAAUGCGUCGAUGUCUGACCAAUAAGGUCAAAUCAGAUCGAGACUAUGCCUCAACCAUAUCCUCACUGACAAUGCAAGGACGAAAAGUUGAACGUAGUGAAGAUCUUGCUGGCAGUUUAAUUGCCCAGAGUUGGAAAGACAUACUAGAUUCGGUCGAUCACAGUGCUAAGCUGAUCAAGCAGCAGGCUGAUUUAAUGGAUAGCAUUGUUGUGGAGCACAUAACUAGUUUGCAUGCAGAGAGAAGACGAGCUCGUAAACUUUAUCAAGAAGAACAUACUUGGUUAAACAAUCAAUUUCAGCAGCUGACCGAAGAUGUAGCUAGGAAAAAAACCGAAUAUCAAAAGAGUCUGGAAGUAUACAAAUUAAUGAGAUCGCGUUUUGAGGAACAUUAUGUUAAAUCAGGACGAGGUGGAAGAAAACUCGACGAAGUUAGAGAAAAAUACCAGAAAGCAUGUCGAAAACUACAUCUGACCCACAAUGAAUAUGUGCUGCUUCUUGGAGCAGUGACCGAGUGUGAACACGAUUUAAGAACUUCUUAUUUACCUAGCUUAUUACAACGACAACAGGCUGUUCAUCAAGAAUUUAUUGUAACAUGGAAAAAUAUUCUUCAAGAUAUUGUAAAGUAUUCAGACUUUACAACGGAAAAGUUUUUGGAAAUUCAUACCAGAAUGGAAAAAGCUGUUGAAGCGAUAAAACCAAUUGAUGAGUACAAAGAUUUUAUUGGAAAACAUAGAACACGACCAGCAUCUCCGAUGAGAUUUACUUUUGAAGAAAAUCUUGUUGACGACACGUCUGGAAAGCUGCUACCAAACAAGUUAACAGUCGAUAACUUGACUAUAGAUUGGUUGCGAUGCCGACUCACCGAACUGGAAGCUUCUCUCAAAACCACACAGCUGACCAAACAAGUUACGCUAUCACCUCCGGAACCCAUAACUGAUUCCAAAAUAUUAAGUAUCGAUUACUCACGAGAAAGGGAAGAACUACGACAACGAUGUCAGGAGAAAAAAUUACUGAGACAGGCAGAAGUGAUUAGAGGUGCCCUUAAUGAGCUUGGAUGUGAAGAACUACCCUCUGGUUGCGAUCUCUCAAUGGAAGGCUCUUUCACUGAACCACCAGUAAACAACAAAAGAAAUACGGUUCCAGAUAUUGGUUACUUUACAUUACGCAAAAAUCAGCGUUUCAUUACGCUGUUAAAAUCACCAUUCAAAUCGCUACCAUCGAUAGGCAAUGAAAAGAAUGGUGUGGUUAGGGCGUGUAGUGAGGGUCCAACAUGCAAACGAAUCGAUUCUCCAUCAGUUGUACCACUACGUGACGUUUGUAAUUUGAGUAACAAUCGAAAAGGUGGGGGAGGCUUGAUCGAAGAAGAAUGGUUUCACGGGGUUCUGCCGCGUGAAGAAGUUGUGCGACUUUUAGUUAAUGAAGGAGAUUAUUUGGUACGUGAAACCACAAGAAACGACGAAUGUCAAAUUGUUCUUUCCGUUUGCUGGGAUGGCCACAAACAUUUCAUUGUGCAAACCACGUCUGAGGGACAUUUCCGGUUUGAAGGUCCGUCAUUUCCAUCAAUUCAAGAGUUGAUUCUCCAUCAAUGGCAAUCUGGAUUACCGGUGACUAGUCGAUCUGGUGCUGUUCUACAAACGCCUAUACUGCGAGAACGAUGGGAGCUCAACAACGAUGAUGUGAUACUUUUGGAUAAAAUAGGCCGAGGUAACUUUGGAGAUGUGUAUAAAGCCCAAUUAAAAACGACGAAAAGCGACGUAGCUGUAAAGACAUGCAAAAUAACUUUACCCGACGAACAGAAAAAGAAAUUUUUACAAGAGGGACGAAUUCUGAAGCAAUAUGACCAUCCUAACAUAGUCAAACUUAUUGGCAUUUGUGUGCAGAAGCAACCUAUUAUGAUCGUUAUGGAACUAGUACCAGGUGGCUCGCUUCUCACUUACUUGAGGAAAAAUUCAAGCACCAUUGCUCAACGUGAACAGCUUCGAAUGUGCAAGGAUGCUGCCGCUGGUAUGUGCUAUUUGGAGUCUAAAUACUGUAUUCACAGAGAUUUAGCAGCACGGAAUUGCCUUGUUGGUUACGAAUCUAUCGUGAAAAUAUCUGAUUUUGGAAUGUCGAGGGAAGAAGAGGAAUAUAUAGUUUCUGACGGUAUGAAACAAAUACCAAUCAAGUGGACUGCACCAGAAGCUUUGAAUUUUGGAAAGUAUACUUCUCUUUGUGACGUUUGGAGUUAUGGCGUUUUGAUAUGGGAAAUAUUUUCGAAGGGCGGAACCCCGUAUAGCGGUAUGUCGAAUUCAAAAGCACGAGAGAAAAUCGAUACAGGUAUUUGCUGUCUUUUCUUUCUUGUCUUGAGAUACAUUUUAUUUGAUAAUCUGCAACUCCUCUUCUUUGUCUCCCGUUCCUACAAUUAUACACUUCAAUUUGGAUAUGUACUCAUAGGAUAUCGUAUGCCUGCACCUGAGGGAACCCCAGAGGAAAUUCAUCGAUUAAUGUUACGUUGUUGGGAGUAUGAGCCAGAAAAAAGGCCACAUUUUGAGCAGAUAUACACAGUUGUGGACACACUGUCACAAGCACUUUCAUAAGCUGUGCGAGCCGCGUGCACUGCCUUGAAAAGAAUUUUAAACUUCAAUGAUUUAAAAUAUAUCAAAGGCAAAUAAUCAGGGUCUAGAUGUUAAUGGAGAAUUUUGAUGUUUAUCAUCUAUUGUGAGCGUUCUCCAUGUACCGAUUACACUAUUUUGGUAGUUCAUCUAUUAAACAAAAUUAAACAAGGAAACUUCAAUCUUGAUGAAGCAGUAACAAAUACGAUAUAUGUACAAUUAUUUAUGCAAUUUCAACACGAUUGAUUAAGUUACUGUACAUCAAUAUUUGGAAAAAAAAUAUUCAAGUUACGGCUGCAUUAUAGUUCACCAAACAAAUAUUCGAUGGAUGAGAAUUACUUUUUCUGUGUUACUCAAAAUUUAUUCAUUAGCUGUUUCCCGCAACGAUUAGACCCAAAUUAACUUGAAAAUGUAGAUUUGUUGUGUGCAGGAGUCCGAUUGUUCGAUACACCUGCAUACAUUUAUCCGUAAUGCAUAUAAAUUUGUUCAUUACGUUUGAGCCCACAAUACUCGCAUGUCAAACAAGUGCAGCUACAUCAUUGAUUUUUCAACAGUGACAGUAUGAACUGAGCAGCUAGUUAUUGUUACGUAUGAAGUUAUCGCACUAGUACAAUAAGGUUUGGAUUACUUUAAAAAUUGGAUCUUCAUUUAGUUGUAUGUAAUUUUGGUUCUAAUACCAAUGAUAUCUGUGUAAUGUAACUUUAGGUUAUGCGAACAUCAGCCUUCAUGAUUAGACUGUAAAUCUCAUAUUUCUUUGUGAUAGUUGCAAUUAUCUUCGAAUAUAUUUUAUUGACAGUAUUUACUCAAUUUCGCCGAGGAAUUUUACGCGACAAUAUCUUGCUUAAUUUAUAAUUUUACUGGUAACAAGAAUUGGUUCGUGAAUUAAAAAAAAAGUCAUACAAUCUCACAUGUAAGUAGUGUGUGACAGCGAUAUUUCCAAGAUCUAUAAACCUCUAACUAGAAUUUAAUUCACAGACCUUUAUAUUUUAUCUUUAUUAAGUGCCACGCAGCUCGGUCCUUUUCGUUUAAACUUAAAUGCAUACAAAGUGACCGAAAUGAAAAUUUUUGCUCUGAUUGUAUAGCCACUUCAAACUAGCUAUAUCAAUGCUUUUAGCUGAAUUGAAAUAGAAUUUAACAUACUAUAUUGGCGUCUAGUUUAUAACAUUGCUACGGGUAUUAUCGACUUAAAAAAUACGUGAUUCAUUGGCAAUACCGUAGACUAACCGUCAGUGCCAUGUACCGUCUACCUUUAUUACAUUAUGCCGCAUUGGUUAGAACCCUUUGGAUUAUCAGGUCACCUCUGGCGAGACAAACUAGGAAAACGUUCGAAAACAAUUAUAGUGCAAAGGGUUAACGAUUACCAUUGUUGAAAUCACAUGAUUAUUGAUAUUUUAUACAUGUCCAGUAUCAGUAUACAUACAUACAUAUAGAUACAUGUAUACACCUAGGUAGGCUUUAUUUUGAAUAUCAGGCAGUGUCUGUUUCGUAAGUUGAAAUCUUUAUUGCUGUGCAAUAUAACCAAUCGUUCAUACAACUUAUGUUUUUCAAAAUUGCCGAUGUGAACACUGAAUCGGUCGAUUUAGAAGAUAUGCCUACAAUAUUGUACAUUAUAUUUUAUGAAAUUAGUUUUAUGAAAUAAGAUUUUAUUGUGGCCGUUAUAGGCAAAAGUUAUAGUCCGUUUAUGUUCGUGCAAUUGUUGAAUUUUAUUCGUUUGAUAAGUCCAAUACUCAUGGAAUAAUAAAGAAUAUUUUAACGAGAAA
Athalia rosae (coleseed sawfly) is the source of this 4855-nucleotide messenger RNA. It is a transcript of the gene FER, whose product is annotated as tyrosine-protein kinase Fer. The record is from RefSeq and is a predicted model, not a curated record. Gene Ontology annotation, biological process: peptidyl-tyrosine phosphorylation. Gene Ontology annotation, molecular function: ATP binding; non-membrane spanning protein tyrosine kinase activity. NCBI's taxonomy places the organism in Eukaryota, Metazoa, Arthropoda, Insecta, Hymenoptera, Athaliidae. The coding region runs from base 420 to 3080 and encodes 886 amino acids. The transcript has 16 exons.